This is a messenger RNA of Ochotona curzoniae (black-lipped pika), 4268 nucleotides long. RefSeq names its product Rho GTPase activating protein 30 (gene ARHGAP30). The coding region runs from base 317 to 3646 and encodes 1109 amino acids. The record is from RefSeq and is a predicted model, not a curated record. Gene Ontology annotation, molecular function: GTPase activator activity. The transcript has 12 exons. Gene Ontology annotation, biological process: small GTPase-mediated signal transduction. NCBI's taxonomy places the organism in Eukaryota, Metazoa, Chordata, Mammalia, Lagomorpha, Ochotonidae.
GCGGGUUUGAGGAGCUGCACAGCUUCCUGCUCCCCCAUAGCAAAGCGGGGCGAGAAGGGCGAGUGCCCAGCCGGGCCACGAGACAGCUUCUUGCCGGGGUCCCAUCAGCUUCCUCUUCCCCAGCCACUGGCGUGUGUGGCUGGGGAGGGGGGGCGCCGAGGCAGGAACCUGUUGCCCAGGCCACCCUCUAUCCACCCCUCAUUGGGAGCCUUGGGGCUGGGCCAAGCCCGGAUCGGCUGAACUCUCAUGGGGGACUGAUAAAGCAAAGGUCUUGGGGGGACAGACGUGGCUGGGCCAGAGCCCUGGGGCUCCGGCCAUGAAGUCUCGGCAGAAAGGAAAGAAGAAAGGCAGUUCGAAGGAGCGUGUGUUCGGGUGUGAUUUGCAGGAGCACCUGCAGCACUCAGGCCAGGAGGUGCCCCAGGUGCUAAGGAGCUGUGCGGAGUUUGUGGAGGAGCAUGGAGUGGUAGAUGGCAUCUAUCGCCUCUCAGGGGUCUCCUCCAACAUCCAGAAGCUCCGGCAGGAGUUUGAGACAGAGCGGAAGCCAGAUUUGCGGCGGGAUGUUUACCUCCAGGAUAUUCACUGCGUCUCCUCCCUGUGCAAGGCCUAUUUCAGAGAACUUCCAGAUCCUCUUCUCACCUACCGACUCUAUGACAAGUUCGCUGAGGCAGUGGCAGUGCAGCUGGAACCCCAGCGCCUGGUCAAGAUCCUAGAAGUGCUUCAAGAACUCCCUGCCCCAAACUACAGGACCCUGAAGUUCCUCAUGCAGCACUUGGUGCACAUGGCCUCCUUCAGUGCCCAGACCAACAUGCAUGCCCGCAACUUGGCCAUUGUGUGGGCCCCCAACCUGCUGAGGUCCAAGGACAUAGAGGCCUCGGGCUUCAAUGGGACGGCAGCCUUCAUGGAGGUGCGUGUGCAGUCCAUCGUCGUGGAAUUCAUCCUCACACACGUGGAUCAGCUCUUUGGGGGUGCUGCCCUCUCUGGUGACGAGGUGAAUAGUAGCUGGAGAUCACUCCCAGGUGCCCGAGCAUCAGGUAGCCCAGAGGACCUUAUGCCCAGGUCCCUGCCCUACCACCUGCCUAGCAUCCUGCAGGCCGGUGAUGGACCACCACAGAUGCGACCCUACCACACGAUCAUUGAGAUUGCGGAGCACAAGAGAAAGGGAUCUCUGAAAGUCAGAAAGUGGAGAUCUAUCUUUAAUCUCGGCCGCUCUGGCCAUGAGACCAAGCGUAAACUUCCACGGAGUGCUGAGGACAGGGAGGAGAAGUCCAACAAGGGGACCUUGCGGCCCGCCAAGAGCAUGGACUCCCUGAGUGCUGCGGCUGGGACAAGCGAUGAGCCAGAGGGACUGAGGGAAUCCAGCAGUUCUCAACCGAGCUCACUGCUACCUGAGUGCCUGGAAAAUGAUUCCAUGGAGAUGCUAGAGGGUGAACAGGAGACGGAACCAGAGGCACUGGGAGACACCAGCUCUGAACCAGGCACGCCACGAGCUGGGCGGACAGUCACCCGGGCUGUAUGCAGCAGCCGUGCAGAACGCUGUGCUGGUGUUCACAUCUCGGACCCCUACAAUGUCAACCUCCCACCACACAUCACCUCCAUUCUCAGUGUGCCCCCAAACAUCAUCUCCAACGUCUCCUUGGCCAGGCUCACCCGUGGCCUUGAGUGUCCGGCCUUGCAACCCCGGCCAAAUCCUGCCUCUGGCCCUGGCCCUGGCCUUGGCCCCAGCCCCCCAGAGAAGAAGUUGGAGGCAAGUCCAGUACCAGGUCCUCUGGCUGACUCUGUUCCAGUGGACAUAGCUCCUGCCCUGGAGGACUCCCUGUCUCAGGAAGUACAGGAUUCCUUCUCCUUCCUAGAGGACUCCAGCAGCUCAGAGCCUGAGUGGGGAGGGGUGGAGGAUGGGGAAGUGGCCAAGGCAGAAGCGGCAGGAGCAGCAGCAGCCUUCUCUACUGGGGAAGAUGACCCUGGGCUGGGCUACCUGGAGGAGCUCCUGGGAGAUGGGCCUCAGGUGGAAGAGUUCUCUGUGGAGCCACCCUUGGAUGAUCUGUCUUUGGAUGAGGCACAGUACGUCCUGGCUCCCAGCUGCUGUUCGCUGGACUCAGUGGGCCCCAGGCCUGAAGCAGAGGAGGAAAAUGGGGAGGAAGUUUACUUGAGUGCCUAUGAUGACCUAAGUCCCCUUCUGGGGCCUAAAUCCUCAACCUGGGAGGGUGCAGAAAACAGGCAGGAAGAGGCAGGAAGAGGGUGUGGAAGACAGACUCCAGGACCAGCUGAGGAAGAACAGGCAUGUGGGAAGGUAGAGGAGGACAAGCAGGCUGAGCCUGCAAGCGGAGGUGCUGUCAGGGAAGAAGCUGAAGGGAGCCCAGAGAUCGAGACAGAUGUUGGAAAGGCAGAUGAGGAAGAACAGGAGGCUGUGAGCAGCCAAGAGCUGAUGGUCAGCUCAGUCGAAGGAAGUGGGGAGGAGUCAGAGGCCAAGGGAGAAAAAUCCAAAGGACAUAAGGAGGCUGAUAAUAUGGAAGAAACUCUGAGUGUGGAGGAACCAGGGAGAGAACAGGAUAAAGACCAGGAGAAGAAAAAAGAGACCAAGAGCGAAGCGGAGGCCAAGGGAGGAGAGGAAGCACAGACAGAAGCUGGAAGCUACUCAGAGUGUGCGGUCCAGGAACACCUGGCUGCUGAGAACUGGGAAGUCGUACACAAACAGGACAUUGAAGAAAGCACGGAGGAUGAGGUCAAAAGACAGAGUGGGGAUGGAAACCAUGGGACAGAAGCAGACCAAGGAGAUGGUGAAGGCAGCAGAGACUUAGAAGUAGCUGGAGGAGGAAGGGAGGUCCCCAGGCAGCCAGAGAGUGGUGGCAGUGUGGCUGAGGGAGAUCAGAAAACUACAGAUUACCAUUUAGAAGAGGAGGUCCUCCUGGAUGGGUCCCUCCAGGAUGGAUCAGGCAAGAAGUUCUUAGGGGCUGACAGUGCCAAAGAGGGCAAUGUCCUACCUUCUGAUGCAGAACAGGUUGUCCCACAACCAUCCCAACCAGAGGAGCUGGAGACUGCGGGGCAGUCCAGCUCUGAGGGUCACACUCUGUGUUCCUGUCCCAUUGGUUCAGCGGGUGGUGUGGGUAUGCGUCUGGCUUCUACCCAGCUUCAGGUCCAACAGGUCCACUCUGUGCCAGUGGUGCCUCCCAAACCACAGUUCGCCAAGAUCCCCAGUGCAAUGUGCAGCAAGAUCCACGUGGCCCCUGCAAACCCAUGCCCAAGGCCCGGCCGGCUUGAUGGGACUCCUGGGGAAAGGGCUUGGAGUUCCCGAGCUUCCCGCUCCUCUUGGAGGAAUGGUGGCAGUCUUUCCUUUGAUGCCGCUGUGGCCUUGGCCCGGGACCGCCAGAGGACGGAGGCUCAGGGAGUUCGGCGCACCCAGACCUGUACUGGGGGUGGGGACUACAGCCUCAUCCCCAGAACCUCCCUCUGUGGCAUGACCCCUGCCCAUUCUCCUCGACCCCUUAGCUUCCUGGAACUCCCACCUGAAGGCACGGAAGCCUCAGCAUCCCGAAGUCGGUUUAGCCUGCCCCUCAGAGAAGCCCAGCCCCCUGACCUCCUCCUGUCUCCUCAGCGCAGGUCCUAUGCAUUUGAAGCACAGGCUAACCACGAGAAAGGUGAGAGAUUGUGAUUAGGACCACAUAUUGGGAAAAAGGGACCUGAAAAUUCUCUGGAGUCCUUGGGGUCUCUGGCUGUCUCUCCCGCAGCCUAAGCCACAGUAGUGCCAAAUUCCGUGGACUCAGCCCCUCCUCUACUUUCUCUUUUUGACCACAGGAGGCACUUUCUGGCUGGUUUACCUGAGCUUGUCUCAGAUCCACAGCACCAAUCUCUUACAACCCUAGGGAGUGAGGUCAUUGCCAAAGCAAAAACAGGGUAGCCAAAAAAGUUUCAAGGUUUUCUCUUGACCGAAGAAGCCCAGGAUAGAGGUGAGGACAGGGCCCGGUCAGAGCUUUUCCUGCACAGUUCUUGAGCUGCCCCGGAUCCUUGGAUACCUUCUGAACCUCUUAGUGCCAGAUGAGGGAUAGGCCCACCAGGGAGCUCCCUGAAGCCGUCACUGUGUAAUGGAGGGCAUGCACUGCAGCAGCCUCACUGUGUGCCUCCCAGCACACUGCAGGAGAGAGAUCUCAUGCAGAUCUCUGGCCUUUUUCCUAUGGAAAUGUCUUCCUAUUUCAGGAAUUGCUUCUCCAGGCAGGCGGAGGGAAUGGGUCUCACUGUUUGAUAUCUCAGAAUAAAACUCGUGUUUUUACAUGGAA